Messenger RNA from Rotaria sordida, 628 nucleotides. NCBI's taxonomy places the organism in Eukaryota, Metazoa, Rotifera, Eurotatoria, Philodinida, Philodinidae. The record is from the annotation of a GenBank genome assembly.
UUUUUUAGUAUUAAAAUCUCAAGGUACAUCAGAUUCUGAAAAUCAUAUUCAACAAAUUGCUCGAACUUAUCCAAAAUUUACACCAUUACUUUAUUCACGAGUACCAGAACAUCUUAUUUCUAUUAUUUGGAAUGAUCCUGUUAUGAGACAACUUGCAUCAAUUAUUGGUAAUAAACAGGAUGAUUCAUCUAUCGAAAAUAUUUCAAUGAAACAUACUGACACAAAACCAACAAUACCAGCAUUUGAUGAUGAACAUUCAUCGAACUUUUUUGAUUAUGAAGCAUCAAGUCAACUAUUAGCUAUGCAACAACAACAACGUGAUGAUCAUAAAAAAGAAUUUUUACCAACUGUUCGUGGUGUAAAAAUGCGUCUACCACGUCAUGUACUUAAAUUUGGUUUUCGUGAACUUGAUCUUGAUUCUCCAGAAGAAUCAAUCAUUUCAUUACGUGAUGAAGGUACAUCAAAAUCACGUCGACGACGAAUUUAUAUGCAUCUUAUGAUGUCGGUUAAUGAAAAUGUAUGUGCUCGACAUGAACUUGUUAAAAGUCAAUUACGACAAAUGUUAAAAACAGACUAUCGAUCAACAUCAGUAUUACCUCCUAUAACACGAUCUUCCAUGUGUAAUUGA